Messenger RNA from Trachymyrmex septentrionalis, 1891 nucleotides. RefSeq names its product nuclear fragile X mental retardation-interacting protein 1-like. The transcript has 7 exons. The record is from RefSeq and is a predicted model, not a curated record. Lineage: Eukaryota; Metazoa; Arthropoda; Insecta; Hymenoptera; Formicidae. The annotation marks the transcript as partial. Gene Ontology annotation, cellular component: nucleus. Gene Ontology annotation, molecular function: RNA binding. Gene Ontology annotation, biological process: box C/D snoRNP assembly.
UACAAGUUACAAGGAGCAAGUUGAGGGCAGUGAGAGAACGUCGGAAGGAGAUCAAGUUCGCGCGGCGUCGUUCGUCAGAAGAAGAAACUCUAUUCUUCUGAGAACAGGUGGAAAGUAUCGCAAAAGAACUAUGAGCCCAUUGAAUAGAGGUCCUCUUAUGGCGCCCAGAUUGCCACCGGCCGGCACGCGACAGCUUCCGCCGCCUAGGUUCGCGGGUAGACUAGCACCGCCGCCACCGCCGCAUGGUAUGCCACCGAGGAUGUUACCGCCGCCGUUAAAUCCGAUGUUCGGUCCGAGUGGACCGCGACAGAGACUGCCGCCGCCGCCACCGCGGCCCGUCGGCGGCGUGUCUCGGCCUAACGGUAUGCUGCCGAGAUUCCCCGGCGGUCCCAGAGCCCGCGGCAUGGCGCCCAUCGUGCCGUCGAUGGGACCGCGUGGUUCCGGAUUACCGCGCGGGCCUCCCAUGCGACCUUGGCCGCGACGAAUGCCGCUACCACAGAUGAUGCCGCCAAUCAGGAUCAGGUACAACAUGGGUAAUGGGAAUACCAAGAGCAAGACAAUGGGUAACCCUAAGAAAGGCAAGAUUGAAGAAUUAGAAUUAAAAAAACCAUGGAUGACAGACGAAAUUCGUAAUGAGAUUCAAAGAAAAAACAAACUGUAUGCUAAGGCAAAAAAGAACAAAGAUGCAGUAGAAUGGGAGGAAUUUAAGGAUCUUCGAAAUAAAGUGACGAGGAUGAUAAGAGAUGCAAAAAAUGAAUACCUUGCAAAGCAUCCCGAACAGGCUCAUCUGUAUCCAGAUAGUGAAGAUCUACAUGAUAUGAGAGAUGAAAAUUAUGUCAGUUCUGACGACGACAACAAGACGUAUUAUUGCGAGGUCUGUGAUAGAGAUUUCCCAUCGGAGGAUGAUCUCUCUGAUCACAAACGUAUACACAUGAUUUGUGGGAUUGAUGGCUGCACAUUUUCGGCGCAUCCCUCACUCGUUGAAAAACAUAUUAGUAUGCAGCAUCGUUCUGGUUUGUACCAAAAACUGAAGAAUUUAUCGACACCAGAAGAUAUUGAAAAAUGGAUAAAGGAACGGAAAAAGAAGUAUCCCACUGAAGACAACAUAAAAUUACGUAAGGCAGAAGAACUAGAAAAAGUACAAAGGGGAGAAGUAAUCAAGCAGAAUUAUAAUAUACGAUCGAAAACAAAUAAGAUGACGAACGUACGUGAGAAAAAACGCAGGCCUCGCAAACGGUACAUACGCGAAACCAACAGUAAUUGUAUCCGUACAGAAGAAACAUAUAGAGGUUUACGCCCAUUUGCUGGAAUAACUGAUUUGCAAGAAGAAACUGCGAUUUACUUAGAUGAACAGGUGGAACAAACUAAUUUCUGUGGAAAAGAAAUUGAUAUUUCGGAUGAGGAUGAUAUACCGCAUGCAUCUACAACACCAGAAUAUGUAUCGCAAACAGCAGCAGAGUCCACUAAUUUAGCAACUGUAACCAGUUCGCUUAUACUACCUAAUUUAGUAGCAGAUUAUGAAAGUGAAGACAGUGAUGAUGGUCCAGAAGAAGUAUCGAUAAAAAAAAGGAAAACGGAGGAGAAUCUGCAAGAUGAUAUUACAGAAAAUACAAUUCAUGAAGAAAAUUCUACGCAAGUUUGUGAAAAGGUUUCUAAUACGCAGUCUUGUACCAAUGCGGAUGAUGAAUCAAAUAAUAAAUUUCAAAAUACAGUCGCUACAGAUCAAAAUAAGCAAAGCCGCGAACUAAAUAGAGUGGUUAGUAAUAAAAAUGAGAAAUUUGUACGUAGAUAUCAUAAUCAAUUGUUAGAAAAAUUGCUUUCGCGUUCUAUACAGCAUGAGAGAAAUUUAAUUUGUCAGUGUGUGAAAUAUAUUAUAGAAAAUAAUUUCUUU